Strongylocentrotus purpuratus (purple sea urchin) is the source of this 450-nucleotide messenger RNA. RefSeq lists its product as uncharacterized. NCBI's taxonomy places the organism in Eukaryota, Metazoa, Echinodermata, Echinoidea, Camarodonta, Strongylocentrotidae. The transcript has a single exon. The record is from RefSeq and is a predicted model, not a curated record. The coding region runs from base 1 to 450 and encodes 149 amino acids.
AUGUAUGGUUGUCAUUGGUACUGGGGUGUGGAUCUUGACAGAGAAUCCAAUCUGCUAACUACAUUUAAUGCUCUAUAUGGCCGUUACAGGUACAGACGGUUGCCUUUUGGACUUAAUUUUUCUCAGGACAUAUUCCGAGAGAAGAUGGACUACAUCUUGGAACAGUGUGAGGGUACCAUCGGCAUAGCAGAUGACGUUGUCGUGUACGGGAAGAAUGCAGAUGAACACGAUAGGAACAUGGUGAAGCUGAUGAAUGUAUCCAAAGAAUAUGGGCUAGUGUUCAACCUUGAGAAGUGUGAUUGCAAGAUCCCCUCAGUCAAGUUCUUUGGGUGCUACUAUGAUGCACACGUCGUGCACGCUGACCCAGACAUUGAAGCCAGCAUAAGAGCACUUCCUUCUUCGCAGAAUGUGAGGGACCUUCAGAGGUUUCUCGGGAUGAUACAGCUAUAA